Molecule: messenger RNA, 1050 nt
Organism: Diplodia corticola
Lineage: Eukaryota; Fungi; Ascomycota; Dothideomycetes; Botryosphaeriales; Botryosphaeriaceae
Product: alcohol dehydrogenase
Exons: 4
Coding region: 1-1050 (349 amino acids)
Source: RefSeq, a predicted model, not a curated record
AUGGCUGCCGAGUCGAAGAUGCAAUACGUCAACCUGGGCAAGUCUGGCCUCAAGGUCAGCAAGGUCAUCCUCGGCGCCAUGUCGUACGGCUCGAGCGAGUGGCAGGAGUGGGUGCUGAACGAAGCCGACGCGCUGCCCCUCCUGAAACACGCCUACGACAACGGCAUCAACACGUGGGAUACCGCGGACAUAUACUCGCACGGCCGCAGCGAGGAGAUCGUCGGCAAGGCGCUCAAGCAGUACUCGAUCCCGCGCGAAAAGGUGGUGAUCCUGUCCAAGUGCUACUUCGGCGUGGCCGAGGACGGCACGCAGCCGCCCAUCGCGGCGACGGGCGCCAACGACGGGGCCGAGUACGUCAACCGCGUGGGCCUGUCGCGCAAGCACAUCCUCGACGCCGUCGAUAAGAGCGUCGCGCGCCUGGGCACCUACAUCGACGUGCUGCAGAUCCACCGCCUCGACCGCGACACCCCCAAGGAGGAGAUCAUGCGUGCCCUGAACGACGUCGUCGAGAGCGGCAAGGUGCGGUACAUUGGUGCGAGCUCGAUGGCAGCAUGGGAAUUCCAGCUCCUCCAGUCCAUCGCCGCGACGCACCACUGGCACCGGUUCAUCUCGAUGCAAAACUACCACAACCUGCUCUACCGCGAGGAGGAGCGCGAGAUGAUACCCUACUGCCGCGCCACGGGCGUCGGCCUCGUGCCGUGGUCGCCCGUCGCGCGCGGCGCCCUCGCCCGCCCCUUCGCCUCGCGCGGCGCCACCCUGCGCGACCGCACCGACAACUUCCUCAACGCCAUGGUGCGCGGCCGCGAGGGCGAGGCCGACGCCGACGCCGCCAUCGUGGGCCGCGUCGAGGAGCUCGCCGGCAAGCGCGGCGUGAGCAUGGCCGCCGUCGCCACCGCCUGGGUGCUGGCCAAGGGCGAGUGCCCCAUCCUGGGCCUGUCCACCAAGGAGCGCAUCGAAGAGGCGGUGAGGAACAGCAACUUCGUGCUGAGCGACGACGAGAUCAGGUAUCUCGAGGAGCCGUAUAGGCCAAAGGCCAUCGUGGGCUACUGA